Messenger RNA from Phytophthora sojae, 1243 nucleotides. RefSeq lists its product as hypothetical. The transcript has a single exon. Lineage: Eukaryota; Oomycota; Peronosporomycetes; Peronosporales; Peronosporaceae. The record is from RefSeq and is a predicted model, not a curated record. Bases 44 to 1081 code for a protein of 345 amino acids.
CGCGCACUCAGCGUCUCAACAGCUUCACACACACGCAUCAACAAUGGCCCCGAACCCGUACGAAGUGUCCGACGCGCUGGCCGACGUCACCUCCGUCAACCCCGGCGUGCGCCGCCGUAUCCUCGUGACCGGCGCCGCUGGUUUCAUCGGCUUCCACACGGCCAAGGCGCUGCUCGCGCGCGGCGACGACGUGGUCAUUGUGGACGAGAUGAACGACUACUAUGACGUGAAGCUCAAGCAGAGCAACCUCGACUGGCUCACCAAGAACUACGGCGAGCGCGUGACGGUGGUCAUCGGCGACCUGUGCGACGCGCAGCUGGUGCGCCGCGUGCUGAAGGAGACGUCGCCCGCCGCCAUGGUGCACCUGGCUGCGCGCGCCGGCGUGCGCCCCAGCAUCGACAACCCGCUGCUGUACAUCCACGCGAACGUGGUGGCGACGAUGGUGCUGCUGGACGCGUGCCGCGAGUUCGGCAUCAAGAAGUUCGUGUACGCGAGCAGCAGCUCGGUGUACGGCGGCAGCCUGAAGGAGAGCUUCAGCGAGGAGGACAUCGUGGACUUCCCCGUGAGUCCGUACGCGGCGACCAAGAAGAGCUGCGAGCUGCUGGCGCACACGUACCACCACUUGUACGGCAUGGACACGAUCGGCCUGCGCUUCUUCACGGUGUACGGUCCUCGUGGGCGUCCCGACAUGGCUCCGUUCAAGUUCAUGGACCGCAUCGCUCGGGACGUCGCUAUUGACCAGUACGGCGACGGCUCGUCGUCGCGCGACUACACGUUCAUUGAUGACAUUGUGCAGGGCGUGCUUCUGAGCCUGGACCGCGGAUUCGGCUGCGAGGUGUUCAACCUGGGCCGUGGCACGCCCGUGCUGCUGACGGACUUCAUCCAGAUCAUCGAGGGUCUGGUGGGCAAGAAGGCCAAAAUCAACAUUUUGCCGGACCAGCCGGGCGACGUUCCCCGCACGAGCGCGGACAUCUCGAAGGCGGAGCGUCUGCUGGGGUACAAGCCCACGACUCCGCUGGAGCAGGGUCUGAAGAAGACGUGGGAAUGGUACUCCGAGUUCUACAACAACGCGUCUCCGUAAAGUGGUUGCGUUAGCGUGUGCGUCGGUGAAGUUCUUGGGGCGGUUUUGAUAAGCGAGUUGUUGCAUCGCAGUACUCAUCGUUUACCUCGAAGCGGACAGAUUAGCUGCCAACUUUUGUAUGAAUUUGAAGAUAAAUGUACUAGUUUGAAUCUCACUUUUAGA